UGCUGCCGUACUCAAGUACCUCAAACCAUAGGAAGGCGUUUUUCAUCCUGUUGGAUUAGCUAGGCGAGGGUAAAAGACUGCGGUUUGAUAUAAAUUGCGCUUAUAGCACGUUUACCAUUGAGCUAUGCAGCUCGAGAAUUGCAUCUCACCAUCUAGUGUGCUCUCGAAGAAAUUUAUGAAUGUGGGUAGUGGCUACCCGAACUCCGUUGGAUCUGAACUCUCAUUGCAGGACCAUCCUAUUAUAUCUGCAAGUGACAACCUGGAGAGAAGUUCACCUCUGAAAAAAAACACCAGGGGGAUGACGAAUCAGUCAGAGGCAGACAAUUUUCCCGACUCCAAGGACGCACCAGGGGACGUCCAGAGAGGCAAAAUCUCUCCUGAUCUUCGCGGAGUCUCUGAAAUUCGUCAUAAUUUCGAUGGAUCUGCAGGAGAAAGGUAUAUCCUUUCUCAAUCUAGCCAACCCCAGUCCGUCUCAGCAACUCCAAGUGCUAUGUUCCCUUAUCCGAGUCAACAUGGACCUGCGCACCCGGCUUUUUCGAUUGGAAGCCCGAGUCGUUACAUGGCCCACCACCCGGUCAUAACCAAUGGAGCGUACAACAGUCUACUGACCAACAGCUCUGCACAAGGCUAUCCCACCGCGGGCUACCCUUACGCGCAACAGUAUGGACACACGUAUCAAGGAGCGGCGUUUUACCAGUUUUCUUCUGCGCAAGCUGGGCUCGUACCUGGGAAAGCCCAGGUGUAUCUGUGCAACAGAGCCCUAUGGCUGAAGUUUCACAGACAUCAAACAGAAAUGAUAAUCACAAAACAAGGACGACGAAUGUUUCCUUUUCUAAGUUUCAACAUUUCUGGUCUCGAUCCUACGGCGCACUACAACAUAUUUGUGGACGUGAUCCUUGCUGACCCAAAUCACUGGCGAUUUCAAGGCGGAAAAUGGGUACCAUGUGGAAAGGCUGACACAAAUGUGACAGGAAACAGAGUUUACAUGCACCCCGACUCACCGAACACCGGAGCGCACUGGAUGCGCCAAGAAAUUUCUUUUGGUAAACUGAAGUUAACAAACAAUAAGGGAGCCUCCAACAACACGGGACAGAUGGUGGUUCUUCAGUCUCUUCACAAGUACCAGCCCAGACUCCAUGUGGUGGAAGUUAACGAAGAUGGAACUGAGGACUCCAGCCAACCUGGAAGAGUACAGACUUUUACCUUCCCAGAAACACAGUUUAUCGCAGUCACGGCUUACCAGAAUACCGAUAUUACACAGUUAAAGAUCGACCACAAUCCAUUUGCUAAAGGAUUUCGGGACAACUAUGACACUGUCUACACAGGUUGCGACAUUGACCGCCUAACGCCAUCACCGGGUGACUCGCCUCGCUCACAGAUCGUGCCUGGUGCGAGAUAUGCCAUGACUGGUUCCUUCCUGCAGGACCAAUUUGUCAGCACUUAUGCCAAAUCUCGCUUUCACCCUGGCGUAGGGACUGGUCCUGGCACGGACCGCAGCGUCCCACUUAGUAACAGCUUGCUAUCCCCGCAACAAACCGAAGAGCCCACAGUUGCUUCCCCACAGCGUUGGUUUGUCACCCCUGCCAACAACAGACUGGACUUUGCCGCUUCGGCAUACGAUGCUGCCGCUGCUGCAGAUUUUGCCGGCAAUGCGGCCACCUUGCUGUCCUACGCAGCGGCUGGAGUGAAGGCGCUUCCCCUCUCCACGGCAGGUUGCUCCAACAGACCGCUCGGGUAUUACGCCGACCCGUCAGGCUGGGGCGCCCGUACGCCACCACAGUACUGUAGCAAGUCGAGCUCCGUUCUCUCAUGCUGGCCCACGAAUACUGUUACCGGCAGAACGGGCCCGUCCAGUUACCUGGCCGAGGAGGGAGACGCCAUUCCCACAGAGCGGUCUCCAAUAGGGGCAUCAGACGAGGCAAAACCAAAAGACUUGUCCGAAUCCAGCUGGAUAGAAACGCCGUCUUCAAUAAAGUCAAUUGAUUCCAGUGAUUCUGGAAUCUUUGAGCAAGCAAAACGGAGAAGAAUUUCUCCGUCUGCCACACCAGUUUCGGAGACAGUGUCCCCGUUAAAAUCCGAAAUGUUGGCACCAAGAGAGUGUGAGAAAAAUUGUGCCAAGGACAUUGGUUACUAUAGUUUCUAUCCACAUAGUUAAAAAAUCACAUUGCGUGACCUUGUGUUUACAUCUAUCUAUCUAUCUGUUGCACAUAUCUCAAAGUUGACAAAAGAUUUGGAGGCAACUAAAUGUUACACCGUGUUAAGGGACAGAAAGUUUGACAUCUGAGACAAUAAUUUGUUCAGUCAUUCCAAAGCUUUCAGUCAACAGUCAUUGUAAUUAUGAAAAUAAUGUAUAUAGGGCCUAAUAUUUAACCAUUUGGUGAUUUAGUGACUGAAUGUAAACUAUUGGAUUCGAUUUUGAUAUUUACCAAAAAAUAUUAUUUGGUUGUGUUUAAAAUGCAAAUAACGUACAGUGUGAUCGCUUACAAAGUGUUAGUUUGAACUAUUUAAAUAAUGUCUAUAAUGUUGUGUAGCAUAGGGCUUAUUUUGCUGUUAUAGCAGCGAGAGCUAGGUAGGCUGUAAUCAUUUCUGAAGUCUACCCAAUGCCCAUUUUGUCUAUCACUGUCCAAUGUUAGACAAAUGCGGACCUAACCAUAUUUAGAUUGAAUCAAAUUCAUUAGUUGUGGGUAAAUUGUUAUUAAUGUUGAUAAUGUACGCAUUUCUAGGUCUACUGUGAGGGGAAAAUGUUUCAUUUUUAAGUCUCGGACCUGUUAUUUUCAUAGAUUUUUUUGUUGUUUGUGAAAAGCUUCUGUAUUCGCUGUAACGUGCUUUAAUGCAAUAAAUAUAACGGAACAA
Osmerus eperlanus (European smelt) is the source of this 2853-nucleotide messenger RNA. RefSeq names its product T-box brain transcription factor 1b (gene tbr1b). Gene Ontology annotation, biological process: commitment of neuronal cell to specific neuron type in forebrain; regulation of neuron projection development; positive regulation of DNA-templated transcription. Lineage: Eukaryota; Metazoa; Chordata; Actinopteri; Osmeriformes; Osmeridae. The coding region runs from base 125 to 2155 and encodes 676 amino acids. Gene Ontology annotation, molecular function: RNA polymerase II cis-regulatory region sequence-specific DNA binding; DNA-binding transcription factor activity, RNA polymerase II-specific. Gene Ontology annotation, cellular component: nucleus. The record is from RefSeq and is a predicted model, not a curated record. The transcript has 6 exons.